UUCAGACAUAAACAGGGGCAGAGUCCCUUGGAAUGCAUCAGCAAAAUGAAGGAUCAAACAAAUCAGGGCCAGUAACUGUACAUAUCUCAUAGUUGGAGCUGCGCAACUGUUGAUAUUAUGCAUUUCACGAAGCCCUAAAUUAUGUGUACGUAUCUCAAGUCAGUCAUUUGAAUAUUUGUUGCAUGUUUAGAUAGCUAAACCAGUUGUUAAGCUAAGGUUAGCCAGCAAGCUUGCAAAGCUUUGAGGGCAUAGAUAGAUAACCACCAGCUAGCUGGGUCCUAGUUAGUUGACGUUAGUUAUUCAGUGUUGGUUGGUUACACCUGCAUUUGGGGACACGAUGGCAGAUGUUGAAUCCUCUCUUGAAAUUACCACAUCGCUGGGGUCUCUCCCUCCUCCCCGAACGCGGAUCUUCAAGAUCAUCGUAAUCGGAGACUCGGGGGUUGGAAAGACUUGCCUCACCUACCGCUUCUGUGCGGGUAAGUUCCCGGAGAAAACCGAAGCAACCAUUGGAGUGGAUUUUCGGGAGAAACUUAUUGAGAUCGACGGCGAAAAAAUCAAGGUGCAGCUGUGGGACACUGCUGGUCAGGAGCGCUUCAGAAAGAGCAUGGUCCAGCACUACUACAGGAAUGUCCACGCUGUCGUCUUCGUCUACGACAUCACCAACGCUGCCAGCUUCCGGAGUCUUCCGGCGUGGAUUGAGGAGUGCAAGCAGCACUCGCUGGGCCAGGAGGUGCCGCGCAUCCUGGUGGGCAACAAGUGUGACCUUCGCCACGCCACCCAGGUGGGCACCGAGGCGGCGCAGCAGUUUGCCGACUCACACUCCAUGCCGCUGUUCGAAACGUCCGCCAAGAACCCGAACCACGGCGGCAGCGGCAAUAGCUACAGCAGCAACAGUGACCACGUGGAGGCCAUCUUCAUGACUGUGGCGCACAAGCUCAAGUCUCAGAAGCCCCUGGUGCUGAGCCAGCCGCCCGGAGCAGCCAACACAGUGGCGCUCCAGGAUCGGAGAGAGGAGGAGGAGAAAGGGGGGUGGAACUGCAACAGCUGCUGAGGAACAGAGAAGAGAAAAAGAAAAAAUGGUCAACGAAGAGAGAGAAGAACAAAGAAGGAGAGGAGAGGAGAGGAGGGGAGGGGUUAUUUGGCAGAUGGUGGGGAGGGAUUGAAUGGGUUUACAAGAGAAGUGGGUUUGCUUCUUCUCAUAGUGGUCAGUACAGGAAGAUGCUGUGGAUAUUUGCCUGUUUAAAGCAUAUCACACUUGUAGGAGAUUGCCCCCACCAGGUAACAUACGUUAAUCGAGUAUGAAAGCCAUCAGUUGGCUUUGGUUUACACACACACACACACACACACACACACACACACAUUCACAUUCACUCACAAACACCAUAUUGAACUUCCUGUCAUGAAAGAAAGACAUCUGUAAAGGGAAAAGACUAUUUUGCAUUGACACGCCUCAUCAGUGAUCAGGAAAUGGCCUCUAAAUCAGGUCAGGAGCCGCCAUCUCAGUCUCUUGGUCUUCAUUUACGUGAACUGUAGGAUGUCUCCCCCUCUCUGAGGGAUGUUAUCUGUGUGCCUGUGUAGUCGUUCACAUGUUCCUGAGGCCAACUGUGCAUUUGGACAUUGUCCCAUCUAGUGGUUGCCUCCAACACUUCACAGCAAAAAGCUAAAUUUAGUCUUUUGUGACAGCAGAUGUACUGGCAGUUGUUGACAGUUGCAACAACAACAAAAACAUGUGUAUGUGUAUGUACUGUAGAUCUCAGUACUACGGAGGUAGUAGUCAUAUCUCACACCAGUAACGUGUCUCAGACUUGGUCAUGUGUCUUUUAAAACUGUAUAGCUAUAGCGAGCUGUGUAAAGGGACAAAACAAUUACAUGCUUAAUGCUCUUAGCAACGUGAAAAGGAAAAAUAUAACCAACCAGAAAACAUACCUCUUGUGCUACACAGCUUUCAUGCACGUUGGACUGUCAGGAUUAUCAGGGCUAUUACUCGCCUGUAGUCUAUCCCUCCCACAUUUACUCCCUCACUCUGUGUGUGUGCGUGUGCACAAUAACUGUUUGCCUUCCCCUAAUGAUCGAAUACACCAUAGCUUGCAUGUUGGAUAUUAAGAAACAGGCGCUCUUGCUAACCCUUCAGCAACUUCAGUGUACUGCGUCACAGCAGGUUCUGUGGCAAGUUAGUCAGUGACGUGUAAAUACUAUCCUUUUGUUUGUUUAAUUCCAAGCAAACUUCUACAACUGUGCAAAAGCAGGCUGGUGUAUUUGUGUGUGCUGUGAUACUAUAGACCACAUUUUGGGAUUUCAAACCGAGGAAAAUGUAAAUCUACUGCCACCAUGCAAAUAAAAUGGCAGCAAGCCUAUACCAUAACUUAAGUUCAAAAUGUAAACAUUUAAGUACACCUGACAUUUAUUUGUACACUUCUUUUUGGGUUGGAUGCUUAGAACAACAAUACUGUAAAGUAUUUGCAGAGCUUUAUCAUAGAUAUCCUCAUUGUAUUUCAAUUGAAAGUGUCCUUUUUUAUUUCCUAUUUCCGAUAUGCCUUUUAUUUUAGGUUGCCUUAUGAGUUUGGUCACCAGUUUUACCUCAGUUUUGUAAACCUAAGUUAAAUUACUUUUAAUUGACCACACCAGGAUGUUUCUUGGCAGGUUAUGUGGAUCUCUCUCUGCAGUCGGCACAGUUAUGUAUGUGAAGAUUCAAUCCUAAACUCCUACUGAGGCUGACACUGAACAACAUGUCACUCCAACAUGACAGUGAGACAGAAACCAAAGCUCAAUGUAACAGCAAUUGGAAAAGAUGGCAUCUCACAGCUAGGGGAGAGUGGGGACUGACAUGUUCAUAGGUCUGAGCUCAAAAUAGAAAGGGAAUGACUUUACUGCAAUGGUUUACUAUGUGUGUGAUGACAUUUCUGUAACCUUGCAAUAAAUUAACUAAAGCAUUUCAGUAA
Alosa sapidissima (American shad) is the source of this 2939-nucleotide messenger RNA. RefSeq names its product RAB33B, member RAS oncogene family a (gene rab33ba). Gene Ontology annotation, molecular function: GTP binding; GTPase activity. Gene Ontology annotation, cellular component: Golgi apparatus; endosome. Bases 338 to 1051 code for a protein of 237 amino acids. The transcript has 2 exons. NCBI's taxonomy places the organism in Eukaryota, Metazoa, Chordata, Actinopteri, Clupeiformes, Clupeidae. The record is from RefSeq and is a predicted model, not a curated record. Gene Ontology annotation, biological process: Rab protein signal transduction.